GACAGGCUUCUGAAGCCAGCAGGAUGAAUGUAUGGGUGGCACACAGCGAAGUAAACCCCAACACUCAAGUGAUGAAUAGCCAGCGCAUCUGGCUGGCCUACAUCAUCUUGGCAGGACUGUUGCAUGUGGUUCUACUCAGCAUCUUCUUCUUCAGCACCCCUGUUGUCUGGACCCUGACCAACGUCAUCCAUAACCUGGCUAUGUAUGUCUUCUUACAUACAAUGAAAGAGACACCCUUUGAGACCCCUGACCAAGGAAAGGCUCAGCUGCUGACACACUGGGAACAGAUGGACUACGGGAUCCAAUUUAUCUCUUCCCACAAAUUCCUCAGCAUCUCUCCUAUUGUACUCUACCUCCUGGCCAGCUUCUAUGCCAAGUAUGAUGCUGUUCACUUCCUCAUCAACACGGCCUCACUGCUUGGAGUAUUGUUGCCUAAGUUAUCCCAAUCCCAUGGGGUUUGUCUCUUUGGCAUCAAAAAUCCUGAAGGAUGGGGCUGGGGAUGACAAAGGGCUGUAACAUCUUUUCCUUCUCCUUAUAGUCUUCUUUAUCUUGAAAGCCCGAGAACUAUACAACCUUUCCCAAACUCCCAGGAAGAGAACAGAUAGGAAAAUGGAGCUCCUUGGGCCCAGCCCUGCUAACAGCAGAUUUCUUUGAAUCAGGAAAUGUGGGAAAGAUAAGGGCCAAAUCACUCUCUUCCACA
Messenger RNA from Neofelis nebulosa (Clouded leopard), 700 nucleotides. RefSeq names its product ORM1-like protein 2. Gene Ontology annotation, biological process: ceramide metabolic process; intracellular sphingolipid homeostasis; negative regulation of ceramide biosynthetic process. The transcript has a single exon. NCBI's taxonomy places the organism in Eukaryota, Metazoa, Chordata, Mammalia, Carnivora, Felidae. Gene Ontology annotation, cellular component: endoplasmic reticulum membrane. The record is from RefSeq and is a predicted model, not a curated record. The coding region runs from base 24 to 503 and encodes 159 amino acids.